Molecule: messenger RNA, 2079 nt
Organism: Dermochelys coriacea (leatherback sea turtle)
Lineage: Eukaryota; Metazoa; Chordata; Testudines; Dermochelyidae
Product: zinc finger protein 197-like
Exons: 2
Coding region: 272-1387 (371 amino acids)
Biological process (GO): negative regulation of transcription by RNA polymerase II
Molecular function (GO): DNA-binding transcription repressor activity, RNA polymerase II-specific
Source: RefSeq, a predicted model, not a curated record
ACUUGUAAAAAACAGGAUUCUUAUUCAGGAUAUGGCUCGAGGAGACGAACUUUAGGAUGAUAUUUUAAGCAAUCACAUCUCGUGCAUUACAUCCGAACAGCACAGUCUAGAAUUUUUGUCUGCAGGGAGCGUGCAAAAGGGAAAUGGGUGCAAAAUGGACUAAAGCCGCUGCUGAAACUUCCCCAUUUGCGCUUCUUGCCGAACAGGCUGCAGAAGAAAGUCUAUGUUUCACUCCAGGUUGUCUGUUCCUCCUUGAGGGCAGGAAAAGGGAAUGGCUGCAGCAAAAGCAGUGACCUUCGAGGAGGUGGCUGUGUAUUUCACCACGGAGGAGUGGGCUCUUCUGGACCCCGCUCAGAGAGCCCUCUAUAGGGACGUCAUGCAGGAGAAUUAUGAGAAUGUGACCUGGCUGGCAGGUGAUGGGACGGCCAGUGAGACCCAGGAGGAGAAUCCCCAGCAGGGAGGCCCUGAGUCAGCAGAACCACAUGGGAGGUUUGCAGGAAGGUCCCAGGGGAACAUUUGCCAGGGAGGAGCUAGCGCGAGUCAGGGCAGGUCGGAGGAGCAGUGGGAAAACCUGCUCGGGGAGAGAGAGGGUAAAUCCUCUCCUGAAGAGGGAUGUUUCAAGAAACUCAAAGAGCUCCUGGAUCUUAAGGGGAAGCACAACAGAGGGACGGGAAAAGCAAGCGCUGAACGUGGGCAGGGCUCACAAGAGAUGCUCCAUCUGAGAACCCACCUGGAAGAGGCAUCCCAUAGAUGUGGGGAAAGCCCCCAGCAAAACUCGGUGCCUCCACAAUAUCAGAGCGUAGCCCUCGCCAUCCAGCAGAGAAUCUUCUUGAGGCAGAAACCUUGUCAGUGCCCCGACUGCUGGAGAAGUUUUGUUCGGCGGUCAACCCUCAUGGCACAUCAGAGGUUCCACAUGGAAGAGAGGCCCUACAAAUGCCCUGACCUUCAGAGGAACCCUUUCCAGUGUCCAGAAUCCAGGAAAUGCUUUGCCGAGAACUCGGCCCAGACGAAGCACCAGCAAUUCCACCCCGGAGAGAGUCCCUACGCUUGCCAGGACUGCAGGAAAGGAUUCAGCCUCGCGAUGCACCGGAGGGUCCACACAGGCAAGCGCCCCUUUUUGUGUCCUGACUGUGGAAUGGGCUUCAGCCAGAGAGCCAAGCUCACCGUGCACCAAAGGGCCCAUGAGGGGGAGCGACCCAACUGCAGAAAAAGCUUCGGCCGGCGGGCAGCCCGGGAGGGCCCAUUGCGGGGGAAAAGCCCUGUCUGUACCAGCUCUGGGAAAAGAUUCGACGCCUCGGCCCUAAUCGAGCACCGGCAGGGCACACGGGAGAGAGGCCCGACAAAUGCCACGAGGGUGGGAAAAGCUUCAGCCGACGCUCCGACCUGACCCAGCGCUCUCCGGCCCCAGAAGAGAGGCCCAGCCCUGCGAAAACACCGGGUGGCGGAGAGACCUUACCACUGCCUCGACUGCAGCAGGACCUUCAGCAGACGCUCUAACCUGCUCGCCCACCAGCGUGGCCAUAUGGGCGAGCAGCCUACAGGUACUCAUGCUGCGGGAAAGGCUUUGGCCUACGUUUCAACCUUGCAAUGCAUGGGAGAGUCCAUGCCGGCAAACAAUGCAAUUCAUGCCCCCACUGAGGCAGCAGCUUCAACCAGAGAUCCGACCUUGUGGUGCACUGGAGACUCCACAUCAAUCAGUCUUCAGAAGAGCAGGCUGGAAAAGAGGGUUUUCUUUUGGGUUUUUUUUCCCCUCCAUGGAAAAUUUUAACUUUUCAGGGAAAUUUCUAAUGCUAAAACAUUUUGGCCAACAACAGAAAUAUUUGCAGCGGUGCCUCAUCGAAGUUGUGGUUCACGUAUGCUCCCAUUCUCCUCUCUAGGCCUGUCUCCCUGGUCACCUGCCUCUCCCAUGAUACACCAUGGUCUCCCCUCUUGAUUUCAAUGGGACGUAGGCACUUCUUUGCAUUAUAUUCUAGGCAUACACGCCGAGAUGUUCAAUAAAAGCAUAAAUCUUCUCAGUGGAAGGUUGCCAUGUAACACAACUACAUUUCGUAGAAUUCAGUAUGCUCACACACCACAAAC